Cetraspora pellucida is the source of this 267-nucleotide messenger RNA. The record is from the annotation of a GenBank genome assembly. Lineage: Eukaryota; Fungi; Glomeromycota; Glomeromycetes; Diversisporales; Gigasporaceae.
AUGACACAAGAGAUUUAUGAAACAAAUGAUGAUUUUAUGGAUGAAAUUGAGCAAAAACAUUCUCGACUGUAUCAAGUUUUAAACAAGGCACAACGUAUCCUUAACGAAUCUAAGUCUUUUCAUAACCAGCAAAGAUUUCUUGAAAACAUGGAAUCCAAACUAGUCCCGCUUGAGACAUUUGUUGAAGACAUUUUGAAGCACGAAAAAAGGCAUACAUUGCCACGAACUUGGAAGGAUAAUAAUAAAAAUACGCAGUAUUAUGGAUAA